Molecule: messenger RNA, 2598 nt
Organism: Trematosphaeria pertusa
Lineage: Eukaryota; Fungi; Ascomycota; Dothideomycetes; Pleosporales; Trematosphaeriaceae
Exons: 3
Coding region: 1-2598 (865 amino acids)
Biological process (GO): regulation of DNA-templated transcription; DNA-templated transcription
Molecular function (GO): zinc ion binding; DNA binding; DNA-binding transcription factor activity, RNA polymerase II-specific
Source: RefSeq, a predicted model, not a curated record
AUGGCCCGCGGCGCACCUCCACCGUCCUCCAAGCCCGCCGACGACGACCGAUCCGGGGCCGCGGGGGAGCCCAAGCAGAGCAAGCGGCGCUGCGUGCAGUCGGCCUGCGUGCCCUGCAGGAAGCGCAAAUCCAAGUGCGAUGGCGGGACCCCCGUGUGCGCGACAUGCACCGCCGUCUACAAGAGCGACUGCUACUACGACCCCGAGAGCGAGGGCCGCCGCGCGAAGACCACCGCCGCGGGCACGAAGCGCGACAGCUCGGCCGUGGCGAGCCGCGCCAGCAACGACAACGCCGAGUUCCUCAUCUCGUCCAUCCGCAGCCUGCCCGAGACCGAGGUCUACGACCUGAUCCAGCACAUCCGCAGAGAUGCGCGCCUGGACAUCGCCGCCCUGGCCGAGUCGUGGCGGAAGACGGUGACGCUGCCCCCGAGCACGCCCGUCGAGCCGCAGUCGCUGGAGAGCGACCUCUCCAUGCUGCUGGGCAAGCCGGCCAUGACGCAGUCGGGCGAGAGCAGGUACUUUGGCCACACCAGCGGCAUGUCGCUGGUGCCCGAGGACGAGAACUACACGCGGACGGGCGUGCGCCCGCCGAGUGCUGAGCGCAAAACCUCCACGUGGACCAACAUUACGCAGGAUAUCGGCUUCGUGGAACGCCUCCUGGACCUGUACUUCCACUGGUCGCACACCUUCUACGUCGUCUUCUCCCGCGAGUGCUUCUACAAGGACUUCCACAACGGCCGCGAGAAGUACUGCAGUCCGCUGCUGGUCAAUGCCAUUCUCGCCUAUGCCUGCCACUUCACCGACGACCCAGCCGGGAGGACCGAUGCAUCCAAUUUCCGCACCGCCGGAGACGCCUUCUUCGAGGAGGCGCGCCGGCUGUUGUACGAGGACGAGAGCCCUUCGCUCACCACCACGCAGGCCCUGUGCGUCAUGGCUAUGCGCGAGCCGUCCGCGGGGAGAGACAGCUCUGGCUUCAUGUACAUGGGUCGGUGCAUGCGCAUGGCCAUUGAGUUGGGGCUGCAUCUGAAUUCGCCGCCUGCUCUGCAGUUGACCCCGUCAGAGGUCGAAGUGCGCAAGGUCACCUUCUGGGGCUGCUUUACUGUUGACACGUGGGUCACCUGCCAGCAAUCCAUGCUCCGCUUCGCUGACUUCUCCAGGGUAUGGUCUAUUUGCGUCGGGCGCAUAUCUCAGCUCCCGCGCGCAGCCAUCACCUUGGACAAGCCUAUCCUAGAAGAGCAUCCUGAAGCCUAUUCAGGUGCCUCCCAGGUGCCUCCUGGCGCUGUGACUAGCCACAUCUUUCUGCAGGAAUUCAGCACGCUUUCGGAGCUCAUCAACGACAACAACUUCAUGUUCUUCGCGCCCAAGGAACGCUUCACUAGGAGCCGCCUCCUCGAUGUUCACAACAAGUAUAAGAGCUGGUACAAGGACCUACCGCAGAAGCUGAAGUUGCAAGGCGUGCGAGAGCCGCAGCCUCAUAUCCUCUGCCUCCAUAUGCUGUACUUCACCGCAGUGGUUCAUCUCUUCCGUCCUCUGCUUAAAGUCGACCUGGUCGACUCCGAUAUCCGCCCGCGCGACAUCUGCGUCGAUGCCGCCAACAAAGUGUCCGAACUUCUUCGUCUCUACCGCCAACAAUACAAAAUGCGCGCCUGUCAGCUGGUCCUCACGCACAUUCUGCUCUCAGUCGGUAUAGUGCAUCUCGUCUACUCUAAGGAUUCGCCGACUUCAUAUCGCAAUUUGGUGGAAGGAUGUAAAGCCUUGGAGGAUCUUAGCGUCUGCCACUACUUCGGAGCCCGAGGUUUUAAGAUUAUCCACGCACUAGCAAAGACAUGGAACUUGCCUUGGCCAGAGGAACUAAAGAACAGCAAGCUAGUGCCCAAAGACAGCCCGCGAGGUGUUUUGAGCCCGCCAGCUGAAUCUUUCCUCGCGGCGCGACCCACGUCGAGUAUCUCAAGCCGAAUGGGCGCUGGAGCCGGCAUUGUGUAUAUGAGUCCGCAUGCGCCGGCAGCACAACCCGCGCGGAGAGAAAGCUUAAGCAUGUUUGCGCGCCCCGAGCGUGCAGCGAGCGUGCAAGGUCUUGCUUCACGCACGCCCCCAGCUCAAGCCCCGGGGAUUGUCCCGAGCCAGCGGCAGCACCGAGGAUCAGGACCCAGUAUCGUUCCGUCAUAUUCACCCUCAGCAAGCUCUACGCCUCAAAUGGUUUCCACGACGCACGCCAGUCCUGCAAGCAGCUCGGCAGAAACCCUCUUCUGGGCGCCCGUCCCCGGUAUGGGCAUGCCGAUCCUCCCGCGGAACUAUCAGGAGAGCCCUAUGGACCUCGAGAACAUGUUAGCCAAUGUAGACGAGUGGGAUCGGUUCUCAAAAGACGGAUUCAAGAUGUCCGAGACGUGGACGCAGGAUCCCGUCACUACGGUGAACGGAAUGUCCGCGGAUGGUUUCGCGCAAAGAGGGGUCGCAAGCCACGUGUAUUCUACCAACGGAGAUACCAGUCCGUAUACUACCGGAGGCGAGAUGAAUCAGCAAGGAGGUCCACAUGCCAGCGAGCAAACCUUCGAUCCGCGGUGGUGGAACGGCAACGGCAACACAGGGCCGAUGAGCUGA